Molecule: messenger RNA, 4798 nt
Organism: Bactrocera tryoni
Lineage: Eukaryota; Metazoa; Arthropoda; Insecta; Diptera; Tephritidae
Gene: tun
Product: protein N-terminal glutamine amidohydrolase
Exons: 6
Coding region: 2088-2708 (206 amino acids)
Cellular component (GO): nucleus; cytosol
Molecular function (GO): protein-N-terminal glutamine amidohydrolase activity; protein-N-terminal asparagine amidohydrolase activity
Source: RefSeq, a predicted model, not a curated record
UUAACUGUUAAAAUUACGCAUAAGUAUGUAAAGUAUUCGUGCGCUCAUUUGCACAUUGCCAUGGUGAUGUGGAAACGAAGGCAACUUGAGUACAAAUGAGAGUGCGGUUAUUGCGCAAAUCGGAGUCACACUCAUUUGAAGUUACGAUACUGCGGUAUUGGAUUCGCGAACCGAAGACAACUCACUGAGUUUAUGUAGAACCGGGAACGCGUACAGAUGUACAUUCGCAACCACGCGUUGCAGUCUAAAGCUAAGAGCAAGAGGAUAAUAAAUAAAUAAUAACCAUAAUCAUAAUAAACAUAACAAAAAGCAGUAAUGUGCGUUCUAGGUGCAUGUAAUCACAUGUCGGUGUAGACAAAGUGCUGUGAGUUGAAUGAGAAAUGUGAAGGGAGCAUCCCAUCGGAUAAAAUGAAAUCGCUGCCAAGUCGCCGAAAACACAGUUUAUUAAGAGAGAAUUUACAUAUGUACAUACAUAUGUAUAUUAUCCAGAGGGUGUAGUGACCCAAAAAUCAUAUAGGAAAAUUGUCUGAAAAGAAUGGAAGUGCAAUAAAAUUUUUAUACACAGAAAUUCGCUUAAAGAGACAGCUACCUUUGCAGUGAAACUUAGCUGCAUAAAUAGACAUAUUCGAAUGCAAAAGUGAACUCGUCGAGUGAAAGACAAAAUUCGAAGCAAAUACAGAAGUGCAAAGCAAUUUCAGCGAAACGGUUAUAAAGUGAAAGCAACAAGAGUAGGGAUUGAGCAGCAACAGCCACGGCAAGGUACAUAGCUGCUUAAUUAAGGCAGGCAAUCUUCGUCGCAUACUCGCGCACUUGCCAAACAAAUAUUUUCACUUCAUCUCAACACACAAACACACACAUGCAGACACAUUAAUGCAUAUACUGGUAUACUUAUGUAUAUAAACAUAUAUCCGCACUUUAGGCAAGUGGAGUGUAUCAGCUUUUAGGCGCAGCCACCGCCGAAGCAGGAGCCAAGAAUAACAAACAUUGCAAGCGUCGAAAAGCAGAAUUUGCGGAAUCUACAGUGAAACACGUUUCCGCGAGAUGUUGGUGUGACAGCCGACUGGAGACGAUACCUUAUUGGCAUAGUUUAAAGCAUCCACCGGCGGCUAAGACAGUCGUUAGCCAAGUAGGCAUUGACUUUUCGAGACAGCAAACCUUGCGGCUUGCGUACGUACGUGUUACCGUUACACUGCUACCUAUCUAAAUGUUGUAAAGUUGAAGGAUUUUUGGUGCUGAGUAAACUCACACAUACACAUACCUUUGGCAGUGACUGUGGAUAGUCGCUAGUCGACGUUGUGCUAACCAAAUACUGCACUGCAGCAGCAUUUUGCAAAUACACCCACUUUCAUACGCAUAUCUAUAUAUGUACAUACAUAUACACGUUUAGUAUGUGUAUGUAAAUACAGUUUAAAAUCUGUUUUGUUUCAGUUGCACAUUUCACCAAAAAAACUGUGUAGUAGUGUGUGCACAGCAAAGAAUAACGGCAACCGACCGAGUCCCAACACUGUUGACGCCGCUUUGAACUUCGAUCCAUAGACGCUGUGUAGCCAACAAGGUCCCGUGGCGAGCCGUUCUUCGUCAGUUGCCAAUUAGUCGCCUACCGGUGCAAGUGCAUAAAGUUGUAGUGAAUCUGGCAAGUUGUUUAGCCUCAAUCGUUUCGCAUUUACCGAAUUAUCAAUGUAAAAAUUAAUUUAUACGUCUGCUAAACGAAAUCAGCUGUGAGUAGGUUAGUUCUGAAAGUGUUGUUUGUUGCUUAUUGAACGCGUAGAAGAGUGUGUGGAAUAAAGAAAACAAUAUAAAAUAGAUGAUCAAAUAAAAACGGUAUUCAGCCAAAUGAAACGAGCCGGAUAAUCGGUAUAAACUGCAACGCAUUCAAUAUCGUCGCGUACACACAUCUGCAAUAUACCGUUAUAGUCUCCGCAAACCACAAUUCGGUCGGUGGCUGACCUACUGCGUUCGCCUGCACCCAAACAACUAAUACAACAAAAUAAACAAGAGCAACACAAGCGACCGCAACCGAGGACUCGUUCAACAGCGCCUGACAUCAUCCGCCGCAUCGUACUCGACGUCCGCAUCGUCGUCUCAAGAUGACCACAGAUUUGUUGUUCCCGAAAAUUUCGGAUUGCUCAUACGUCUCGUGUUACUGCGAAGAGAAUGUUUGGAAACUUUGUGAACAAGUGAAGAAAACACGCAUCGAUGAACUUUCCAAGUGCUACGCGGUGUUCGUGUCAAAUGAGGGGCGCACGGUGCCGCUGUGGCGUCAAAAAGCAGGACGUGGCGAUGAUCAGGUCGUGAUAUGGGACUACCACGUCUUCUUUAUGCACAAUCCAUCGCCAAAUCGCUGCUUGGUGUUUGACUUGGACACGACACUACCUUUUCCUACAUAUUUUCACAAGUACGUAACAGAAACGUUUCGCUCGGAUCUUGCGCUGAGACCGGAACAUCACAGGUACUUCAGAGUCAUACCCGCAGAAACAUAUCUAAGUGAAUUUUCAUCCGACCGCCGCCACAUGCGAAGGCCAGAUGGCAGUUGGAUAAAGCCACCGCCGUCAUACCCGCCCAUACAGUCAAACAGCAAUGCGCAUAGUUUGGGUGACUUUAUCUGCAUGAAUGCGGGCAAAGGACCCGGCACCGUCUACAGCCUCUCGGAAUUCGUGCAAACCUUCUACAAGGCGCCGAAUGUGGUGGCGCAGCAGAACAACAAAUAAUAUCAACAUUGCUGAACAGCUAUCAAUGAAGUGCCAGUCAAGUUAACGAGCCGACAGUAGCGCCAAAACGCCGCAUGUGCACUUGCAGUAGAAAAUGAGAAAACGAAAGAGUUGCAACUGGACCAGUUGUUUACGCUUAGGUGAAUUAUUUAAUAGCAAUAGGGAGUGCAUUGAGGGUCGGCAACGUUUUGCAGGCAGUGAUGCGAUGUCGUGAGUGUCAACGUAAAGAUCAAAUAAAUAACAAUAACAGCAGCAGCAGCAGCACAUGCCAAUAAGUAGGGGAGCAGAAUUGAGGACAACAUGAAUAAGUUAUAGCAGGUUUCAGAAGCCAAUGCAGCGACCAUCAAGCAAACCAUAUUAUCGUCAGUAAAAGUUGCCUUCUAUGCCGCAGUCAAAUUGCUUGCUUACACUCGGCGCAGGAGUGCCAUGCAGGCUAUCAAUGAACAGCUGAAAAUGUCACUUAAUUUGCAUACAACACAAAAUCACCUUUAGCUUUAGCCAGGCACAGCUGCUAAGCUUUAACGACUGCAAGAUUCUCCAACAAGCGCCGAUUUGGCCUUUCGGUUCAUUCCGAUUGACGAUACUUCUAUUAUGCGCAGAACUACAUGAGCAGUCCUACCGCCUGCACCUCGCAACUCGUGGCUAGAAUGCUUUGCCAGCAUUCAGUAAAAAAUACUUUCCAAGUAUGCGCUAUGCCGAGGAAUAUUUUCAACUUUUAUGCAUGGCAUUCUAUUUGCUGCCGUUUUUGUUGGCUGCUCAUAUUUAUAACCAAGCAUCCUUGCCGACAUUGGCGCUAGCAUACCAAGUAGAAUUUGAUGGAUUCAUUGGCUUUAAUGGCCGCUGUUGAUGGCUUCAUGCUUGAUUGAAUAAUCGACUGUUGACCGACGGAUGGUUGCGGGCACCCGAUGCAUCGGCAUCAACAACAACAUUAGCUAGACGUCUGCCGAAAUCUCUUAUAAGUUGCUGCUAUUGGCAUGUGUCGACGUUUGUGGCGCAUUGGGAGAAAGGGUAUAAAUAUUCAGUGGGGUAUAUGCAUUUCGUGGCAUAAUGAUGGCGGAAGGCAAUAGAUAAGAAUGGAAAGAACUUUGUAAUCAAAGAUAACACAACAUAAACUAUUAAAUAUUAAAUUAAUGUUUAAAUCAGCAAACAGAUAGAAAAUAUAUUAACUAAUAUAUAGUUAGUAAUAAAUACAUGAACUAUUACAUUUACAAUAAAUAUCUGCUUAUAUAACUAAAAAAGACGUAACAAUAUCGUAAUUAUAAUGAUAACGUAUUUUUGUAUUCAGAUACAUGCUUAGAAGCAAACAAAAUAUAAAACAAUACAAUUAACUGAGGAAAAAAACAUACUAAGGUUUAUAAUUCAGCGAUAGAAAUUCGAAGAAAAUCCAAAAAAAAAAAUAUUUUAUAUAUUAUUAUAAUAUUAGCCAGUCAACAUGCAAAAUGCAUUCGGCAAAUUUUGAUCCAGUUUAUUAUAACCUAAUCCAAAUUUUUAAAGUCGCACUAAUUAAUUGGUGCAACGACUCUGUUAUUUCUGAGGCACUCUUAAUUCAUAGCUACAGCAAACAAACCGAAAAUGUUUUCUGAGUUGGUGUGUCGUGUGCCUGAGUUGGUGAUUUUGCGCAGGCACAGUACCAUUAAUAGUCUUUUGAAAAAAUUUACACUCGAGUUCAUAAUUUCACAUUUGAGAUAUGGAGACACAUAAGUUGCAAAAGAAAUAUAUAUUCAUUUAUUCAGAUUUUGAUGAAAGAAUUUCAAUUGCGAAAAGAAAGUUGAGCCUCAAUUUCAAAAGUCAGACUUUAAUUUGAAAACCUUAAUAUAUAACUCAAACGGCAGCGGCAAUAUAUUAAAUUUGCUCGACUUUAGCUUUUGUAUUUAUGGAAGACUUUGAAAUAUUACUUACACCUAUGUUAUCGAAAAAUUUGUUUCAUAUUUUUAGCACAUGUCUAAGGUACUAAAUAUGAUUACCGGUUCCGGUUCCGAAUAAAUUGUUUAGAAUACCUUAAAUUCAUUUCGAUUUAUCUAAGUCGAUUUAAGUCGUUUUAAAAUAUGGGCAUAAUAAUUAAUUAUCGAUAUACAUGUAUGUACAUAAGU